This is a messenger RNA of Microthlaspi erraticum, 447 nucleotides long. The record is from the annotation of a GenBank genome assembly. Lineage: Eukaryota; Viridiplantae; Streptophyta; Magnoliopsida; Brassicales; Brassicaceae.
AUGGGGAGGCAUACCACCCAUCCUGAAUCUAAUCAAGCAUGUGGAGAGUUUUCUGAAUGUGCAAAGGAGCAUCUAUGCAACUUUGAGCAGCUUUGUCAUGACUAUGGACUUGGAGACAACCCCAAGAAGAUACAACUUUUCCAACUAUCUCUAGCUGGACAAGCCAAAGACUGGGCUAAGUUCAAUGCCCAACAUGCUUUCAAGACUUGGAAUGGAUACAAAGGAGCUUUCCUCACAGAUUUGAAAGGUCCUGUUUAUGUCCCACCACCACGCCCAAGCUAUUCACAACACCAUCCAUCAUCACCAGACAUAAACAAGACACCAUUUUUCCCAAGGGAGAGCUAUCAAGCUGCGCGCCAAACCAAGAUUGAAGAGAUGCUUCAAGAGUACUUGAGAAAUCAAGAAGAGAGUACAAAGAAGAUGGAGAAGAAUCGAUUUCAUCCAUGA